UCCAACACCAAAAGAGAAGAAAAGUGAGGUUUAGGAAGAACACAUUAACCUCUGUUAACAAGACUGUAUUUUACUGUUAUUUUUAAAAUUAAAAAUUGAAAAUGAGGCUUAUUAAAUUUAUAUUUUUUACAAUUUUUUGUCAUAAAUCAUUAGGCCAGUACAGAGAUCCCCAUGAGAUGAUUAGCGGUGCAAAGGAAAAAUUAAAUGGUCACCAAAUGGAUGAAUAUUUUUCCAAGUCUGCUAAAAAACCGACCAUUUUAGACAACUCAAUGUUUUAUGUCCAUUUAAAGCGAAUUAUAAGCCGAAUUGUUAAUUCAGCACAUUUUGACAAAAGUGAUCCUGAUAUAUAUAUUGGUCAUUUGGUUUUCGAUAUUACUCCUAUUGAUUUAAAGUUCUUAACAGAUUUUAGAGAGGCAGAAGUAACAUUAGAUACAUUAAGAAAACUUGACACUAUUAUUAGUGAAAGUUUCAGUAAAACUUUCGUAGAUGAGUAUUUGCAAGCUUUUACAGAGUUGCAGGUUCAGCUUUAUUCUGCUGUUAUAAAUGUUCAAAAUUUAUGGCUCAUAGGAUCAUGCUUUUUGAUAUAUGCUGUGUAUCAGUUAUUUAAGACGAAUUUUUCACUUGCUUAUAUCAUAAAAUACUUAAUCAUUGUUGUAUUUGUCAUCGACUUUGUUUUACGGUAUCAGGUUUUAUUGGAGCAAGCUGAAGAACAUAAUUUGAAUAUUCAAUACUCUGCAAUGUGUGAUACAUCGAAAAUGAGUUGGAGAGAUUAUUUUGUAUUUUUAACCAGCUCCCAAGACUGUGAAAGAAAGACGGUGACACCACUGGAUGCUUUCCUGUAUCAAAUAAGGAAUGUAAUUGUAAUCCCCUUACACGCAUUUGGGUCAGGAAUUGGUGGAUUUGGAGCCCAACUGUAUAAAAAUACUCCUUGGGGAAUUGGUCUGCUAUUCUUUCCUGUUUUGUUAAUAUUCACGCUUCUGUUGCUUGUGUUUGGCAUGGCAUUGGUCAUGGAUAGGACAAUAGAGUUCAAUUUCUUCCAUUUAAUUAAACUGAAAUUUGGAGGCGGAGGUGCCGGAAACGCUGCGCUGACAGGUAGAAUGGCUGAAAAAUUAUUAGAUCGUCUAUUUCAUAGGCCAAUGGUACAGGAUAUUAAAGUAAAUGCCUCUAAUAGCCACCACGACAAUCAAUUGCAGAACAAUGAUCAAGAUGUAAAAUAUUUAGAGGGGCCCACAGCUGAGCCUCGUGAAGAAGAUGGGGACAACUUGGCUCUUGCUAGCACUAAUUGUAAAAAAGAAAUCAGUGCAAAUAAAAAAUCAGUAGCAACGAAAAAAACAGCUACCGGUGAUAUUUCAAACACAAAUGUUGAUAUUGAAACUAUGGCCAAUCGGACAGUUGAUAUUGUGGAUUUAAAAUAA
Molecule: messenger RNA, 1415 nt
Organism: Cylas formicarius (sweet potato weevil)
Lineage: Eukaryota; Metazoa; Arthropoda; Insecta; Coleoptera; Brentidae
Exons: 4
Coding region: 102-1415 (437 amino acids)
Source: RefSeq, a predicted model, not a curated record